Molecule: messenger RNA, 1914 nt
Organism: Peronospora matthiolae
Lineage: Eukaryota; Oomycota; Peronosporomycetes; Peronosporales; Peronosporaceae
Source: the annotation of a GenBank genome assembly
AUGGUUUCUGAACGGUUUCUGAACGGAUUGUUGUGUGUGUGUACACUUGGUGUGGAGCGUGACGAAAACGUCGCGCAAGUCUCCGGAGCAAUCAUGGGCGAGACGUCCUCGACGCGGGUGAUCAUCCACCUGGACCUCGACUGCUUCUACGCGCAGGUAGAGCAGCGACGACUCAAUAUUCCAGACGGCCAGCCCGUUGCCGUUCAGCAGUGGGGCAGCCUGCUCGCUGUCAAUUACGACGCACGUAAGUUUGGUGUGGAGCGAGGAGACUUUGUUGAUGCAGCAAAAAAGAAGUGUCCACCGAUCCACUUGCCGCAUGUAGACACGCUGGGUGAAAACCGGACGCCGGGACAGCUGUACGAUCGGACACAUCAGAAGGCCAUUUUAAGGAGAUACCGUGUCGCAAGUCGUGAGAUCUUUGCCAUCUUGGGUUCCAUAGUACCUGUUGUCGAGAAGGCAAGUAUCGAUGAGGCUUUCAUGGAUGUCACGGACAUGGCCAAGGCGAGACUCGCGCAAAUGACGGUGUAUUCGUCAGCUUUCUGUCAGGACCCUGUCAACCACGACACAACUGUGUUCCGCAAGAAAGAGGGAGAUGCAAACGAGGACGACGCUGCGCGGGCGUUUCCGCUGACGGAUUGCGAGCGGCUACUAUGCAUGGGCGCAGUGAUCUCUCGAGAGAUCCGCCAGGCCGUCCACCGCAAGCUUGGCUACACGUGUUCAACAGGCAUUGCAGGCAACAAACUCUUGGCCAAGUUGGCUUCCCCACUCAACAAACCUAAUGGACAAGUCGUCGUAGCGCCUCGAUUUGUUGCCGAUCUGAUGAAGAGUUUGCCAAUGCGGAAGAUCCGCGGACUUGGCGGCAAGCUCGGGAAGCAGCUCGAGAGUAUAUAUGAAAGUCUAGAUCCCGAGGCAACUAGCGUUUUAGAUCACGAACAAAAGCCUGCCGAUCAAGAACGGGAGAAGCUGACGGCAUACGCCCUUCUUCAGCGUUGCGGACUGGCAGAGCUGAGGCAACACGUGGGCCAAGACACUGCUGCGUACGUCCACCAGAUCUGUCAGGGCGACGAUGGCAGUGAACCAGUAGAAGAGAAAAAGGUCCAGGUGAAAAUGCUCAGCUGCGUCAAGCAGUUUGACCAGCGCUCUGGAUCGGCUCUAGUGCGUUUGGAACAGCUCGAGUACUGGGUGCGUUUGCUGUGCGAGGAGAUGGUCAUGCGCUGCGAGGACGAGCGCCUUGAGAACAAGCGCUUUCCAUCGCAGCUGACGCUCCAGUGCACGAAAGUCGAGGAGAAGCCGCGCACACGGAAGCUCGGUAUCGCUCAGGACACGACGGUAGACGAGCUGUUUGCAGCUGCGAUGAACGUGGUGCGGCUCCACUUGGACAGGAUGUUCCCAUUAGCAGCUCUGAGCAUGCACGCCAAGAACUUUGUCGACUUGGAUUCCCAAGCGGUGACAAGCAUAUCGAUUUUCUUCACGCGACAUUCGGACGACACGUCGUCGGCUGUGAGUACCGUCGCACAACGAGUCAAGGAUGAAGUGACGGCAUUUGCUGCGACACGCGGUCGAAAAAGUGACUCUUCAAUGCGACAGAGCAAGCGGCAGAAAAUAUCCGGCUUUUUUGCUCCAGUCUCAGAUCGGAGCAGCGCCGAAAAUAGGGUGGACCACGCGACGUUUCUAUCGGAACCGACUUCAACAUGCGCUCCAGCACAACCUCCGGCGUCGUCACUGUCGUCCUCAUCCCGAACUCACUAUUGCGAAUUGUGCAAGCGCUUUGUACCGGAGCCUCGCAAUGAGCACGCAGACUUUCACCUUGCACUGACGCUGAGCAAGACGCCGAGCAGUGAGGUCGUGGCAAGUGCUGGCAGAGAUAGACGCAGCCAGAAAAAGGGCCCUCUUGACGCGUUUCUCGAGCGAUAG